AUGAAGAUCAAGUCACUGCAGGAGAUCCAUCUGUUUUCCCUGCCCAUCCGGGAGUCUGAGAUUACUGACUUCUUGGGGGCGUCCCUUGAGGAUGAGGUUUUGAAGAUCGUGCCAGUGUGGAAGCAAGCUCGCGCUGGCCAGCGGACCAGGUUCAAGGCUUUCGUCGCUGUUGUGGACUACAAAGAUCAUGUCUGCCUGGGUGUUCAGUGCUCCGGGGAGGUAGCCACUGCCAUUCGAGGGCCCAUCAUCUUGGUCAAGCUCUCCAUCGUGCCUGUCUGGAGAGGCUACUGGGGGAACAAGAUGGGCAAGCCCCACACAGUCCCCUUUGAGGUGACAGGCCGCUGCGGCUCUGUGCUGGUGCACCUCGUCCCCGUCCCCAAGGGCACUGGCAUUGUCUCUGUCACUGUGCCCAAGAAGCUGCUGCUUAUGGCUGGUACUAAUGACUGCUCCACUUCAGCCAGGGGCUGCACGGCCACCCUGGGCAACUUUGCUAAGGCCACCUUUGAGGCCAUCUCUGCAACCUACAGUCAUCUGACCCCCGACCUCAGGAAAGAGACUGUUCACCAGGACUCCCUAUCAGGAAUUCACUGA
Messenger RNA from Jaculus jaculus (lesser Egyptian jerboa), 591 nucleotides. RefSeq names its product 40S ribosomal protein S2-like. NCBI's taxonomy places the organism in Eukaryota, Metazoa, Chordata, Mammalia, Rodentia, Dipodidae. Gene Ontology annotation, biological process: translation. Bases 1 to 591 code for a protein of 196 amino acids. Gene Ontology annotation, cellular component: cytosolic small ribosomal subunit; ribosome. Gene Ontology annotation, molecular function: structural constituent of ribosome; RNA binding. The transcript has a single exon. The record is from RefSeq and is a predicted model, not a curated record.